CAGAACGACCCCCUACCAAGGAGGACGCCCCUUCCCCGACUGGCGAGAUGCCGUCCAUCAAUAGAAACGGACAACUCUCCAAACAAGGCUCCCUCACAAUCGUUAGACGAAGUAGUGCCAAAAAACAGCAACGAACAACCAGUGAAGAAGAAAGUGUUGAUAGUGAUGAUUUGACCACAGACAACCUUCCGGCGAUAGACACACCCGACGCUUGUGAUAAAGCCGCGGCUAGGUUGCGUUGUUUACUAAAACAGUUAGAACGUGGAGAGAUCUCGGCUGACGUAUUGCAAAAGAAUUUGCAGUACGCAGCCAGAGUCCUGGAGGCGGUCUUCAUCGAUGAAACUAAGCGAUCUGACACGAAAGCUGCCACCGACCGUUCUGAAGGAGAGACGACAAUCAACAUCACCCAGAGAAAACUCAAGACCCCCGUCUGGGCCGUCAGAUCCUCAGUGAGGAAAAAGGAGCAGGGCGAGGAGUCAUCGAGGAGGUUGGCGGACGAGGAUGACGAGCUGUCCGAGGUACAGCCGGACGCGGUUCCCGCCGAAGUACGAGAAUGGCUCACCUCCACAUUCACGAGACAGCUGGCACCUACGAGGUGUCGGAAGGAGGAGAAGCCCAAGUUUCGGUCAGUCGCCCAGGCCAUCCGAGCAGGGAUAUUCGUUGACCGAAUCUAUCGGAGAAUGGCCGCCAGUGGGUUUAUGCAGUUUUCACCGGAAAUCGUCGAGGUCUUAAAGUCCCUAGACGACUGGUCAUUCGACGUAUUCUCCCUAGGCAAAGCGGCGCAGAACCAGCCUGUCAGAUAUCUCGGAUACGACCUUCUUAACAGAUACGGCUGCCUGUCUAAGUUUAAGAUAAGUCUUCAGACAAUAGAAAACUUCCUCAACAGGGUCGAACAAGGGUACUUGAGGUAUGGGAACCCUUACCACAACAAUCUUCAUGCCGCCGACGUGGCCCAGUCCGUCCACUAUAUGCUCUGUCAAACAGGCCUCAUGAACUGGAUGACGGACCUAGAAAUCUUCGCCACACUGAUCGCCGCUCUAAUACACGACUACGAACACACGGGGACGACUAACAAUUUCCACGUCAUGAGUGGAACGGACACGGCGCUCUUGUACAACGACAAGGCAGUUCUAGAGAACCACCACCUCAGUGCCUCAUUCAGGGUUCUUAAAGAAGAAGAUUGCAAUAUUUUGAGUAAUAUGUCGAGAGAAGAAUACAGGGAAUUCCGAUCUUUAGUGAUAGAAACAGUACUGGCAACGGAUAUGAGCUGUCAUUUUCACCAACUCAAGAACAUGAAGAAUUUACUUUCUCUUCAAGAACCAAGCAUCGACAAGGCGAAGGCGUUAUCUCUAGUUCUCCAUUGUUGUGAUAUCUCACAUCCUGCCAAGAAGUGGGAUCUGCACUUCCAGUGGACGUCGCUGCUACUGGAGGAGUUCUUCCUGCAAGGAGACCGAGAGAAGGAGUUAGGACUUCCAUUCAGCCCUCUCUGUGACAGGAAAAACACCUUGGUCGCGGAGUCUCAAAUAGGUUUCAUAGAGUUCAUCGUGGACCCUAGCAUGUCAGUCUGUAGUGACAUGUUAGAAGCCAUCCUCGCCCCCGUGGUCGCCCCUGCGGCCGCCAAGGAAGUCAAGAGAUCAGUGUCAGUCUCGGAAGACACGAGAAAACAUCAUGAACAAAUCAAUUGUGACGAUGCGCCGCCUCCAUUCACAAUAAAAAAGCCUUGGUUAACCUGCCUCGCGGAAAACAAGAAGAUCUGGAAAGAAAGAGCAGUUAUAGAUGCGGCAGCAAGAGCAGCUGCAGAAGCGGCGGCGGCGGCAGAAGCAGAGGAAGAAGAAAGGAGAAAACAAGAAGAAGAGGGUCAGAAAAGCGAGGGGAAGGUUGAAGAAUAGCAUCAAAACAGCCUUCGUCCAUUGGCUGCGUACCAUGGUGUAGCUUUAUCCUUAAGCCGCUUGACGCUUAUGUAUAAUGUGUAUAUUCUACCAUGCUAGACUGAUAUCAAGUAGGCUGAUAUAUUCAUGCACUUCUUCUUCUCACAGCCUGAACAAUGUAAGAUAGUGAAUUUUCUAUGUUCUCAAUCGCAUUGUACAAAGUUUUAUUGUAAAAAGUCUUCAUUGUUUCUCUCUCUGUAGUUUUCAGAUUUGUUAUUUAAUACGCUAUAAAAGACAAAUUUCAAGAUUUAAGUAGUUUAGUAAAACUAUUAAACGUUGUUUUUUUUAGUUAAGUUUGUUUUGUUGUGUACCACUGCGAAAUGGUAUGAAAAAGGUACUGUAAUUAAAGAAAAUAGUUCGUAACUAAUACGAUACACUUGAUUAGUACACUUAGAUUAUCCGAAAGUCCAGAAAUGCAGUGUGGUUCUCGUUUUUUCAACAUUUUGAUAAUUCAUCCAACAUUGUUUAUAACUAUGUGUAUAAUUUCUCCUACUUUCAUUAAGUAGCCCUGCUUAUACUGUAUACGUUUAAAAAUGUGACGAGGGCCAAUAGACCAAACUUUAAGAUCGUCGUAUUGAUAUUUCAUAGAUAGAGUUCACAUAAAGACUUACUUCAGCAGGUGGCAUGCAAAAAUUUUAUUUACUAGUAAAAAUUGGGUUUACGAAUCAAACUUUCUUUCAAGCUUAGUUUAGUUAUUUUAAUACGUUGUCCUCAACAAUACAAAUAAUAAACUGUAUUUUAAAUUUAAUCGUUUACUAGUUAACUUUGAAAACAUCUUUCUAAUCACUCUUUUAUUCAUAAAAAACCUUUUCUACAUAAUCGUGAGUAAUACUGUACAGCUUCCUUUGUACAUAAACUAGAGAUUCUCGUUGUAAUUUUCCUACCUGCAAUAUUAUACCGUUAUCGUUUGCGUAAGGCCAGUUUUCACUUGUGCAUUUAGAGUGGUAAUAAGAACACCAGCUUUUCAUAGUAUAUACAGAGCUAUUUUGUAGAAAAUAUAUCUCUUACGAAAUGUACUAAGGGUCGUUCUAAAUAAUGUAAUUUUAAGACUUAACAAGUUUAGGGGUUAUUUUCAAUGCUGAAAGCUCUGGUUUCUUGGUUAGUUCCGUUUCGGAGAAUUGAUUCUAUCCGCUAUAAGCAACAGGAAGUAUUCGUGUUCUUUGUAUAUGAAACAAUCAGUUUUGUAUUAUGAACUUUCGAAAAAAAUACUGAAGAUAACGAUUAAAAACGAGUGAUUGGUUUUUUUAAAUUUGUAUUUUUAUAUUUUGGUCGAAACCGUACGCUUAUAAUCUUUAUGUAUCCGUGUGUAAAUAAUACCAAGAACAAAACUGAAAUGUCACAACACAAUAUUUUUUUUGUUUAGUUCUAAUUUUUUCAAGAGUUUAACUUACCAUUACUAAAGAUAAUGUGUGCUAGAUAAUGUGAAAAAAAAAACUUUGUCCAACACUAUCAAAUUAUUCAUGUUAUAGUUCUUCCUUAUAUUUCAUAUUUAAUAUUUUACCCAAUUCCUUGCCAAUAUGAUAAACUGCUAAGAUAAACUUUUAUUCUUUGCUAUUUAGCUUGAGAAUUUAAAAGAAAUGCAUCCUGCAUUCCCUACCUUAAAGCGGACAAUUUACAUGUCGGUCGCAUUUCACUGGUUCAUUUACAGUGUGACUAAAGUAUACAUAUUGUGAUUGUAUCACAGUUGUUAUUCUGAACUAACAGUGAUACAUGAACAUGUAUACUGAUAACUACCACAUAACUACUGGCAACCACGUACUUCGUGCAAUACAUUAAGGGUGUUGAUCAAUAAUGUAUUUCCCCAGAAAUCAGUCAAUAACCAAAAUCCGAUUUGAUAUUUUUUAACAAAAUAAUCAUGUGUUGAAUUUGUUCUAUUCAUAAUUCAUAGACUACUAUGUUAUGUCUAUAGAUCCAAAUGUUGUAUACGGAUUAAAAUAAUUUGGACUUUUUCAAUCCAUAAUGCUUUCCAGUUUAAGUGAACCUGAAUAGCUUAAAAUGAAUAAAAUAAUUUUUUGAGAAUUAAUUUAAAUAAAACAUUAUAUAUGGAAUUAUCUUUAAUAAAAUCCACAAAUUCCAUUGAAAUAUAAAAUAGAGCCGCCAUCAUACUUUUACGACAUACAUUUCAGUUUUGCAUCAUCAUGGAUGUUUGAAAAUAGAUGUUUUAAUGUUCUGUGUUCGUGCAGUUUAUUUUUUAUCGGUGUAGCAGUCACAUUGAUUUUGUUCAUUGUUAUGCAUGAGAUUUACACGCUCAUGGUUUGGAAAGAGCGGGUUCCACUGAUAAAUUACUAUCGUUGUUACAAUAAAACUAUAUAUAAAUAAAAUCUUUCGUGUGAUCCAGGAUUGUGUAAUAUAUAGGGCCUAUUAAUAUGUACAGCUUACCAUCUGUGCGUAAAACGCUUGAUCGUAUAGGUUAAUACCUUGUUGAAAUUUAUAAAGUGAUAUGUUAUCUACUGUGCAUAUUUUAAUAAUUAAUUCUAAGCGUACAUGUUCGUUAACUGUGAAAAGUUUAAUAAUUUUAUGGGUUUGUAGAUAAUGUUAUAAAGUUUAAUAUUGUUAACUUCUUAAAUUAAUUUAGUGUUAAUGAUGUUCCUAUAAUUUUGUUGAGGUUUUAGGUAUGUGUCGAAUAACCAAGCUUUAGAACUUUGUGUUUAAUUUACGCUUUUCAGAUUUAUAUAUUAUAGUUAUCUCUUAAGGUAUACAAGCUUACGGUCCAAAUUGAAAACAAGUAAAAAUUAUUAAGAAGAAGGAAAAAAUAUAAAAAUAAUAACAUUCUUCAUUUCUAUGUUUGACGACACUGAGACUCUUUUACAUUCUUAACUAUAUCCAUAAAACUAAAUAGCUUUAUUAAGCCUGUUAUGUUAAGUUAUAUCAGCUCACUCUUAGUAGUGAAAAACAAACGUUUGAAUAAGAAUAUUGUAAUAUCCACAGCUUUGAAAGAGUUUUCUCUGGUACUCUUGUCUUCAAAAAAAGUAUUAAAAGUAUAUCAAAUUAAUCAUAACAUAAGGUAAAUCCCUGUGUUUCAGUAAUUGUUCUCUACAUUAUGACUCUAUGAGCUUUGAUAAAAUUCUCAGUUUCGACAAACUUAACUAUAGAGUCAAACCUCAUUCUUCAAUACUGGAAGGUGGAACGCCUGAAGUGAAAAUCCUAGUUUCGUAUUCAUUUGUAAAUAGAUUUUCAACCACAGUUUUUGGACACAGGGUGAACACAUUAAAGUGAAUAUAAGAGGUGUGACCGUCAAUAUUUCAUUUUCUAAUAGAAUAGAUAUUGAAUCUUGUUAGGAUCUGAUUGGUCUACGAUGUAAAGGUGAUUGUUUUAUAGUUGAAAGCUACUACAAUUUCUGAUAAGUUUACCGAAUUUUCAAAACAAUAGUUUUACCACUCCGGGGUAAUUUGCCAAGUUCAUUCCCACCAAUUAAAUUUAAGAGUUUGUCUACCACAUUUUGCCUUCGAGAUUAUUAAAUUGUUUUGCAAUUCAUACCAAGUGCUACAAAAUUGUAUAUAUCCUAGAAAACAGAACUUAAAUAAAGAUAAUAAGCUAAUAAGAGCAAAAAUAUUAGUUGAAAAGUGUUAUAACCGCUUUAACUAAACACCAUCGAGAUUUAGGAAUCCCCUUUGUACAGUUAGUCUCAGUUUAGUCAGAAGAUAUGGUUUUCUUGACUCAAUAUCAAUUAUCGUACUUAAACUUAACCGGACUUAAGAUAUAGAUCAAAAUCUACAUCAAAUCACACAAUACAGGGUGAAAACUCUCAACGUGUCCGAAUAAACGCAUUUCUUACCAAAAAGCUGUAUAAAACUGGUCCAUACAAACUGGUUUUCUACUCUACCAUCAGAAUUUAAUAGUAAACAACUACUGAUAACCUAACAAGAAAGUAACCUACAGUACGGUUCACGAGAGUCGCAUUUGAGGUGCCUAUUUACCACGUGACUUUGAAGGAGCCAAUGAGGACCCCUCGCUGUUGCCAAUUUUAAUAAUACCAGCUAAUUUGAAAAUAUUGUUUAGUAUAUUUUUAUUAGAUUCGAAAAUUAUUGAACGGGCGAUGUUGCAACGACGCGCUAGUCCAGUCUGCUAUUGGCAACCUCCGGUUGUGAUUACCUUCACAACAGGAGACAAUUUGUGUCAUUACAAGGAGCCUCCUCUCAAAUCAAAGACCUACACCAUGGUGUGCCCCAAGGAUCUGUGCUAGGACCCAUCCUAUGAUAAAUGACCUAUCUUUCAACAGACGCACACUUCUUUUUGCAGACGACACUACGUUGUUAACGAGGCACAGUAACCUAACUGAUCUGAAGGCUGAGGCAUCCUACUUGCUUGAGGAAACCAAGGAGUGGUUUGCAAGAAACCGGUUAAAACUUAAUGAUGAGAAAACCCAAGCCAUCACCUGCACUCUCAAGAAAGGUAAUGACGAUGAGGCAGUCAAACUACUUGGCUUUUGGAUUGAUUCAAAGAUCAAUUGGAGUCAGUAUAUUGAGAAGGUAUGCGUUAGAUUAAGCAGAAUUCUAUUCCUUGUACGAAAACUAAAGUACCAGAUCACUCGUCCCUAUCUGCUAAUGGUCUACCACUCUCUCUUCCAUAGCCACAUAAACUAUGGUCUGGCUGUGUGGGGGCAUAGCCCCGCUACCCAAAGUCUGUUGCUACUUCAAAAGAAGGCCGUACGAAUAAUAACAUCGUCAAGUUCAACUGACCAUUGUCGGCCUAUUUUCAAGGAGCUUGGCAUCCUGACCAUUCACAGCCAAUACGUGCUUAACAUCCUAGCCCUCCUGAAAGAAAAUGAACCAUCCUUCAUGACUAGAAGCGUGCAGCAUGAUUAUGGGACGCGCAGAGCAUGUGAUCUUGACCUGCCCCGCUGCCGCCUCAGUCACACUCUUAACUCCUACCCAUCACUUGCUAUUCGGCUUUUUAAUACGCUGCCGAUAGGAGUUCGUGCACUUGACAAAAAGAGAUUUAAGCUAACGCUACGCCAGAGUUUGCUCAGUAGACCGCUAUACUCCUGGCAAGAAAUGUUUGACGAGCCUCUGGUUUUUGUAAAUAAUACCGCCAUACCCGCCAUUGUUGCUUAGUUGUAUAUAUAUGUUUUGUGUUUUAAAUGUAAAUAAACGCAAUCUAUCCAACUUUGUUGGUUAAGGAUGAAGUAACCAAGUAUCAAGUAUCAAGUAUCAAGUAAGUAAGUACAAUAAAGGUAUUUAUACCGCUUAUAUUGUAUCUUGGCAAUCCGGAGGCUAAAAAAUUAAAUUCCAAAAUUUACUUCAGAUUGUAUUAGCUUUCAACUCGAACACUAAGGCGUAGGCUUAGAUUGCGUCAGGGACCAGUAAGUUCACUAUUUGCAGUAAGGAGCAUAUCACGAUUGAUUCGUUGCUAAAGGUAUUUCAGAAUUAGAAAUAGAAUAGUCAUCCUUAAUUACAUAAGUUAGACAUUUUCCACCGUAACCACUGUCUGUUUCACGUGUGGAAUUGUAAAUAACUAGGCCUAUUGCUUUGGAACUCUAAACUCUCGUUCCGAUUUCUUUGUAUUGGCCUUAAGCUGAACAAUGAUAUUAGGUUAAGGAAUUGUGUAUAGUUUCAGAAAUUUACAUUUCUAUUGCUACUCAUUUACAUAUCGUUUAAAAGACGAGUCUGUACUUAUUUGGUUGUUUUCACUGAAUUUUGCACUUGUAAAUUAUAUUUAUGACAAGUCUGUAUACAUAAAGUAACAAAUAAUG
Macrosteles quadrilineatus (aster leafhopper) is the source of this 7620-nucleotide messenger RNA. RefSeq names its product dual specificity calcium/calmodulin-dependent 3',5'-cyclic nucleotide phosphodiesterase 1-like. Gene Ontology annotation, molecular function: 3',5'-cyclic-AMP phosphodiesterase activity. Bases 48 to 1889 code for a protein of 613 amino acids. NCBI's taxonomy places the organism in Eukaryota, Metazoa, Arthropoda, Insecta, Hemiptera, Cicadellidae. The transcript is spliced from 14 exons. Gene Ontology annotation, biological process: signal transduction. The record is from RefSeq and is a predicted model, not a curated record.